AUGGCUCGCUUAAAUAAUUCCAAUGGCAUACGAAAAAAAAAGAAAAAUGCCAAUAACAUCAACGACAGUCUAAAACCAUCAACCAAUUUAAAAUCAUCAAACAAUUUAAAAUCAUCAACCAAUUUAAAACCAUCAAACAAUCUAAAACACAAAAAAGGACCGACACUUACAUCCAAAAUACUCUCGAUAAUAUUUACAUAUAUCAUCGAGGAACCCAACAGCGACGAUGAUUCUUCUGAUCCAUAUCAAAAAUCUUCGUCGUUCACUUCAUCAUCGUUAAAAGACUUUCGUUCGUGUAUGUUAGUGAAUCGAUUAUGGUGUGCAACCGCCGUCCCGAUAUUUUGGUCCAAACCAUUUCAUUAUCACGAUGGUCCCGAAUUAAUUCGCUUGUAUUUAUUAUUCUUGCGUCAAGAUAAAGAUGAGAUGUUAACUGCGAGAACUUGUGCAGGACUGGAAUUGUUGAAAGAGCAUGAGAAUGUUGACCCAGAAGCUUUUGAAUUGUUAAUGAAUCUUGUGACGAUUAACGGGGUUACGACAAGAGCCUUCAAUUAUCCAGCAUUUCUUAAAGAGCUUGAUUACUAUUCAUUGUUGAUAUCAAUACGGAAUUGGAUACUUGAUGAAUGUGAAAAUCAAAUACGAAAACAAACCGCGUCAUUCGACGACUUCAAUUUCCCCCCGAAAUUAGACAAAUUCAAUUCUCCUCCGAAACCCAAAAAAUUACCACAAAAUCACGAGGAAAGUUUCCAAACCCAAAAACUAACAGAAAUCGUUGUACGUGAACUAAUCGAACUUUGGAUAUCACAUAAUGUCCGUUUAGACGGUCUACUAAUUGACACUCACGCGCGAGAUGUUUACGAUAUUGAACGUGAUGAUGAAUUCAUGUUGAUCGCACAACAUGAAUUCAGAUCGUUCACCUCGAGUUUGACUCGCUUAAAUAUUGCUGCCGGGUUUAAUAAAGGACGAUUGUUUGGAUGGUUGUCGAGGAAUUGUAAUGAGAUUAACCUUGCCUCGUUGAUAGAAAAACAAUAUAAUCUCAAAUACUUGAAACUAUCAGGUUACGACGCAGACAAUGCGGAUAUGGAACUCAUCAUGCCUGCGAUUGCCGAACAAUCUUCCACACUUCAAUAUCUUCACUUUGAAGAAGUGGAUUUUACCGGUUGUUCUCCCUUUGAUGGGAUUGCAUCUUGCGAGAAACUCGAAUCUUUACGUUUCGUCAAUGUCGAUAAUAUAUGGGCGGAUAUGAUUAAAUCAUUAGCUGAGAGUAUGGGCCGAUGGGUUUAA
Messenger RNA from Ambispora gerdemannii, 1281 nucleotides. Lineage: Eukaryota; Fungi; Glomeromycota; Glomeromycetes; Archaeosporales; Ambisporaceae. The record is from the annotation of a GenBank genome assembly.